CGAUUUCAUACUUGUUUAAAAUAUGAAGUGAAGUGAAAGGUUGUGCGCACAUCACAAUGGCUAUUACAGAAAAUGAAUUUUGGAGAAAAUUUAUUGAAGCCUUUAGAGAAGAAAAAGUCCUGUGGGAAAUAAAAAAUGAAUUUUACAACAAUAGGCUAAAAAGAACAAAAAGUUGGCAAAGACUUGCAAACAAAUUGAAAGAAAUUGAUAAGUAUGCCACAAUUGAUACAGCAAAAAAGCGCAUUAAUGGCAUGCGAAGUUGCUAUAGGAGAGAAUUGUGCAAAAUUAAAGCAACUGAAAAGUCUAGUGCUGGUGGAGAGGACAUAUAUGAGCCCACGCUUUGGUACUUUCACCACCUAGACUUCCUUCGAGGAAACGAAGUGACAACGACAGGAAUAAGUACGCUGGAAGACCCCGAUUUUGAAAAUACGCGUGAAAAUAUAGCAGGAUAAUUUGAGUAAAUAUCCGACGGACGGUUUCUCACUCCAAUAUACUAAGGACACGAUAAAAUAAUGCACAUAACAGGAAAGGAAUGUCGUAAUUAUUUAUUACAAAGGAAAAAUUUGCCUAUUCGUACAGUUCCGGCCUUUACUUAUCAAGCACUGCAGAAGAACACAAUUGUUGAACCACCGCCAAAAAUCUAUAUAUACAAGAAGCGCCCUGUUAAGGAAACACUUUUCAAAAUGUAUUUCCGACGUGGUGACAUCCCGGUAGCUAAAAGAAUAAAAGGUAGUGGAAAAGGUAUUUCAGGAACAGUGAAAUGGUUUUGUGAGCCAAAGGAACUGGACUAUUGCUACUAUUUGCCAAUAUUUGUGGAUGGUCUAGCGGAUACUGAUAUCGACAUACGCUCACUUGCGCAAGAAGCUGCAAUGGAUUUAAUCCUUAAAGCGCCGCAUAAAAUUUUACCAGUUCUGCCCAAACUGAUACUUCCGUUCAAAAGAGCAUUCAACACUCGUGAUAAGCGAAUAAUAAUAUCAGCGCUGAAGGUCUUGCAAACUAUGGUUCUGGUUGGGCCUUGUGUUGGACAAGCUCUCGUUCCAUACUACCGGCAGCUGUUAGCCGUAUGUAAUUUAUAUAAGAACAUUAAUGUUAACCUCGGUUCUGGUGUUGAUCCUGAUCGUAGUCGUCGUAUCGGCGAUGUUAUCGAAGAUACACUCUCUUUGCUUGAAACAUGUGGAGGGCCCAAUGCAUUUAUCAACAUAAAGUAUAUGAUUCCGACUUAUGAGAGUAGCACCCAUCCUAUAUGUGAGCCGUCGGCAGAAAAACCUGCUGCUUAAAGCAUAAAAUAUAAUUAGAGUUAGAUUUUUAUAGUACAAUAAUAUAGGUUACGAGAGAGCAAGAAGUUAAGCCAUUUAUAAAAUAAUAUUUUGUACUUUUUAUUUUAUUAAUGGCUUAUAUAUUUGCUUACUUCUGAACAGUUAAAAUAUAUAUCUAGCGCGACAUUAUAUCUUAUAUGUAAACAUUUAGAGCGCUUAUUGUCAUGAAUACCUUUGCAAUAUGAGAAAAAAUAAAUUCAAAAUUUAUAACCG
Bactrocera neohumeralis is the source of this 1529-nucleotide messenger RNA. Its product is annotated as parkin coregulated gene protein homolog. Bases 513 to 1277 code for a protein of 254 amino acids. The transcript is spliced from 6 exons. The record is from RefSeq and is a predicted model, not a curated record. NCBI's taxonomy places the organism in Eukaryota, Metazoa, Arthropoda, Insecta, Diptera, Tephritidae. Gene Ontology annotation, molecular function: Hsp70 protein binding; Hsp90 protein binding.